GGAUUGAAGUGGCUCACCAGAAACGUUCCAUCGAGCGGCACCGUCGUCGUCGCAUCAUCAGGAUGGCCGACGAGGACGACCUGUACGCGCGCACUGAGGAUGGCGCCGCCGCCUCACCCUACGACGACAGCGUCGACGACGAGGACCUCGUCCUCUCGCCGGCGAAUGGCUACUUCGGGGCCUUGUUGUCGCGCGGAGACGACUCGCCGCCUGCGGAGCGGGGCCGCACGUCGGCAAACGUGCCCAUCAUCCCCAACAUCAUGGUUGUCGACCCGACUCUACGCCCGAGCGCGGCCGCCGAGGCCAAGGCCCGUGAAGCGACAGAGUCAAGCUCAGGUCGUCCUGGCUCUGAGCGUCCAUCGCAACCCAUCUCUGAUGCGUCGCCUGGUCGGGGCGCCUCCGACUCUCAGCAAUCACAUGCGCAGGCUGAGCCACCACCGCCAUCACCAUCGGUAGUGAGGAGAGGCAGCGAACAACACACACCAAACACCCACAACGUCCCUCAGCAUACUUCCCAUUCUAGAGACUCAUCAUUGUCAUUGCGAGUCCCAACGCCGAGGACGCGACCCGUUCAUCGCCAUGGCGGCCACGAUCACCGCAUGCCGCCGUAUCUGGAUGCGCCGCCGGCGUACUCACCACGCCCCGGGAUAUCGUACGGGGCCAUCGCACACGAUUCCGCAGCUGCUCCGUCGCCGCCGUCCCGCGCAGCCAUCACUCCUACUAGCGAGCAGCAGCCGCUUCUGUUGACGCCGCCCCAUUCGCUUACCUCUCAGUUCCCAGAGGUUGCCUCGCCCAGUCUCUUUCGGAUGCACUUCGAUUGGACCGCGGGGGGCAAGGCGCUUAGAAAGAGAGCCGUCCUCGUACUUGUCGCCCUGGUGAUACUCGUCAUAGCUGCGACUAUACUGAUUGGCCUCUUGUUGGGGUCUUUGCCACAGAACCAUGAAUACAUCGAAGAGCCCGUCAAGGUCCCAGAGGAUUCUCACGGGGACAUGGUAUGGAAACCGCUCCCCAGCUGCCGCCAAAAAAGCAACAGCCGCCUCGCGGUAGGGCAAAGCUUCCACUUCGCCGCCCAGCGCAACCUCACCAUCCUCCAGCUCACCGAGCAACGACACGGGAUAGCAGCCGCUGCCGGACGAGCCAUCCAGGUCUUUGGCGAGCUCGCCAUACGCCCCGCCACGGGAUCUUUUUUCCCCUCUGGCUACUUUGCCGUGGAGUCCAUGGCCAACCAUGAUUCUCUGGGGUUUACCUUUAGCCUUGACGAGAAUGGGUCGCUUAAAGUCGCGACGCCUGGCACGAUCCACAACUGGGACGACGACGACGAUGCGCAGCCUUGUAUUCAGCUGCGCAUCAUCCUAUAUGUCCCGCGCGAGACGGUGCUUCGAGCGCUGGACAUCCAGACACAAGAUCUCGACGUCAGCAUCGAGAAGGGCACCAUCAUGUCCGUCGCAGAAGACGCCCAGAUCUUAACCUUCGCAGGAGACAUUACGGCUCCUGUGGGCUCCAAGAACCAGAGCUUCGCACCAUAUAGACUCGAGGCCACCUCCAUUGUCGCGCAGAGCCUCAGCGGCCGUGUCAGCGGGUGGUUCCCUCUGUACGAGGAGCUCGCGCUCAUCACGAGGUUCGGGGACAUUACAGCGACGAUCGGACAAAAGCUUCCGAGGCAUCGGCCAUCGACCUUUUCAUUCCUAACCGUAACGUCCCUGCACGGCAAGGUGUCCGUGCAAGAGCUGGGCCAGUCGCCCUCCGUGGAUGCGCGACCGCGCGAUCGCAGAGUCGAGAUCGAAACGGAGACGGGCGACAUAUGGGCUGAGACGCUUCACAGCGCGACCGUCCAGGUCAAGUCCGUUGAGGGAAGCCUCAAUCUGACCCUGACACCGGCUUUCGACGCUGAUUGCGUCAAAUGGGGCUAUGAAUCCUGCAGAAUCAUGACGGAAACCAAGCUGGGGGCGACACACGCGGUGGUCAACUCACCAUCUCGCCCUCAGGCGGAUGCUAUCCGGGAUCCUGCCGUCGAAGAAUACGGCGAGACGAUCGACGACACCCGGACGUAUAGUACCCACGCAAACACGUCGAAUCUUUACUCCACCCACGGUUCGUCCAGUGGAGAUUUGUUUGCCACCUAUCCGAGUGAAUGGCAGGGAAACAUUUUGGCAUCCACCUUCACGGGGCACAUGAAUUAUACCGGCGACGGGCUCGUCAUGAAGCCCUGGGACGCGAUAAACAAGAGAAUGAAGGGAACCAAGGGCGAUGGCAAAUCUAGAAUGAUUGUCGUGAGCAGAGACGGCAACCAGCGGGUGGCCUUUGGAGGCGGACCGGUCUACUAGCCGAUCCAGUCCUCAGAGUCAAGGCAUGCGCGCGGGAGUAGACAUAUGUAGACGAUACAUGCCCUACAAGUCGAGGGCCUUUGGCGCAAAGAUUUGCCGUCGCAGCAAUAGGGUAUCAUCAACUCGAUGCGCUGCUAAUACAAACAGAAGAAAGGCGGCCCAAGUCCGCAGACUCCGCAGCGUCCGCUAGCGAGAUCAUACACCAGACGCACAACCUGUGCUAGGGCGCGAUGUAACCCCCGUCACAAAGGCCGAAAACGACAUAGUAUACCAUGUUCUGGUCCCCGAUAGUGUACUGUGGUAUUUAUUAGAGGGC
Messenger RNA from Purpureocillium takamizusanense, 2640 nucleotides. RefSeq lists its product as uncharacterized. Bases 63 to 2324 code for a protein of 753 amino acids. Lineage: Eukaryota; Fungi; Ascomycota; Sordariomycetes; Hypocreales; Ophiocordycipitaceae. The transcript has 2 exons. The record is from RefSeq and is a predicted model, not a curated record.